AUGAUAGAAAACUUAAUCCUUGAAGAUAAGCUUAAUAUAGCCUACAUAUAUGUUAAAAAGAUUGGCUUCAGAUAAUCCUAGAAAGAUAUUAGUGAAAUUAUAACUUACCAGCAAAUAGUAUACCAUAAUCUUGUAAGGUAAUAUGAAGAAUUACUACAAAGAAAAGGAACAAAAGAUUUUAUCAAGAAUAAGGUCAGAUUCUUGAAAAAGGAACAUCUUAUGUAAGAAGAUGAAACUUUCAAUAAGCAAAUGCCCUAACUAUUUUUCAAAAUUGAGACAGUGAAAACUAUAGACUGGAAUAGAAUAGCAAACCAAGGCACUAAAAUAUAGUAUUCACUCAUGUUAUAAUCAGUUUAAGAGAAAAGUUUAGCAGUAAAGAAUAUAUAAUGGAAUGCAGAUAAUCAACUAUAACCUAAACAUAAGAAAGAAUACUAUAGAAUUAUGCCUAUGAUAUGGUAAGGUCUAAAUAAUGCCGGAGGAUUCUAUAACAAUGAUGAUGAUGAUAAGUAAUCAGGAAUGUAUGAAUGUUAAAUAUGCUGGAAAAUAAGAGGCGUUAAAAACGCAAGAGCUAGUAUUGAACACCUAUACAACUGUUCCAAAGAUCUUAUAACUAAUUUCAAAUGGAGAAUAAGAAAAUACGCUGAAAUGCUAGAAUAAACAGGCUAUCAAUAAGAAAGAAUUUAAAAGAAAAACUAAGAAUUCAUUGAAGAAGAAUAAGAAUACAUUGAAUGUGUAGCAUAACAUAUGGAAAGUAUAGCAGAACUAGCCUUAACUUAUGGAUUAAUGAGAAAAUACUCCAUCAAUCCAGGAAAAAUCAAACAUUUAGCUCAUGCGAUAUAAAUAGCCAUUAGAAUCUCGAAACUGUACCAGAAUCUAGAGCAUAACCCAUGGAAAAUGAUUAUAGCUAGAAGAACGUGGAAGCAAGAGAAAGAAAAUUCUAGAGGUAAUACCAAAAUUAGACUCACUAGGGUUCCUUAGGUUGAGAAGGAGCCUAGUGAGGUAGAAAUAGCUGCAUAGAGUGAUCCAUUCCUAAAAGAUAUGAUAGAACUAGGAUAAUAAUCAGAAAGUCAAGAACUUCAAGCUAGAGAGACUAUCUAAGAAGCACUUAAUGUUUAAAAAAUAUAAGAAGAAAUCGACGAGUAAUACUAUUCUAACCUAAGAAGCGCCGUAAUAGUGCAAGGUCAGGAUGUAUUUACUUACGAAAGGUAAGAACCAUUUAUGGAAGAUGUGUUAGAACAAUCCUAAAUUAUUCCCCAAGACGAUCCCAAAACAAGGUAACUUGUAAGACUACAGUAAACUGAAGAAUUUAAUCAACAUAGAUAACAGCAGAGAGCUAGCAAGAAGCAAUAAAGAUAAAUAGAACAACAUAGCGCCAAAUUCAGCAUAGAAAAUAGAAGAAAAAGGAAAAUCCCGCUCAUUAUACCUAGAUAGGUAGACUAGUUCAAACUCACAAAAACUGGAUUCAUUGAGAAGUAACAGGUGAUCGAGCCUAUAGGAUAUAGGGGAAAUGGUUCUCUAAGCCAGAGAAGCAUUCAAAGAAGAACCUAGGAAAAGCAUUAAACCUAUAAUACCCUAGAACUAGUAAACCAGAAUCUUCAAAACUGA
Stylonychia lemnae is the source of this 1605-nucleotide messenger RNA. Lineage: Eukaryota; Ciliophora; Spirotrichea; Sporadotrichida; Oxytrichidae. The record is from the annotation of a GenBank genome assembly.